Molecule: messenger RNA, 2714 nt
Organism: Selaginella moellendorffii
Lineage: Eukaryota; Viridiplantae; Streptophyta; Lycopodiopsida; Selaginellales; Selaginellaceae
Exons: 14
Coding region: 256-2700 (814 amino acids)
Cellular component (GO): plasma membrane
Source: RefSeq, a predicted model, not a curated record
CUCGAUCCCUGCCGUCGGGAACAAUCCCGCAGGGAGGCCAUUGGUGCUGAGAAAGCUGGCGAUCGUGCUCGAGACUGGAAGAUCGCGGCAGUAGCCGGCGAUCGCGAAUGCCGCCAGGGAGAAUGCUAGAACCCUAAUGAAACGAUCCAUGGGAGGAAGGGAAGCUCUCUCUCACAGACAGCUUAAGCAGUACCAAAUUGGCUCGCUCUUAGACAAAAUUGGAUGGAGCCGCCAAUGUAGACCGAGGACCGUCGGAUGUGCGCCACGUGGCGGAGCAAGGGAGCUUCCUCCUCGUUUGUGCGCUCGGGAGAAAGAAGAGAGUGGGAAGAAGAGGGCAACUGGGCAAGAAAGAGGAGGCGCCAGGCCAUGGCGCUGCGAUUGUUGAUGCUGCUAGCCGGCGGCUACAUUCUGGGGAUGCAUGGAAUCGCGGCGGAGGCGAUCAGCGCUGGCGCUCCUGGAAGUUCUGAUCGAGUGGGAGUUCUUAGGGUUCUUGCGAGCUCCAGUUCGAAUUCGAAUUCCAGUUCGCGCAUCGCAUUGUCGGCCUUUUAUCCCGAUAGGACCAUCGGGCCCUCGGGCUGGGACUACUUUCGAGCCGAGAUUCCUGUGUCUUUCUCCGUACUCUCUAUCAUCCUCACCAAGAAGAGAUGGACGUCCCAGGGGAGUGGACCUCUUGUUUGUUUCCAAUUCGGCGGCCUUCCACUGCCAUCGGGGCCUGUGGAAAGCCUCGAGGUAGCGAUUAAGAUGGCCGGGGAGAGACGCAAUGUUUCCACGACAGGGAAAUGCGCUUUAUUCCAAGAGUCCGUUCACAUCAACAUGACGAACGAACAGAUAGUUUCUGGAGUAUUAUAUAUUGGAACAUUUAGUGAUCCAAGUCCCCAUCGGACUCAGUCUACAAUGAUUUCACGGGGACCAACUUAUAACUUUGAAGCGCAAGUUGCAGUUUCGGUCUGCAAAGACAAUUUUGCAGGAGAGGUCUGUAACCGGAGCGUGAAUGUUCUCUCGUCUUCCUCUUCCAGCGAGUUUUCUGUAUCGGGUGUGGAGAGGAUUGCCAAUGGAACAUCGCAAGCUUCUGGUAACACUUCUUCGUGGAGAACUCUGUUGGGGAACUGUGUUGCUCGGGGUGAGUGGACAUUUUUCCUUCUUCAAAUUCCGGACUUGGUGUCAUCUUUGGAGAUCAGGGUCGACACUGACGCUGCCGUGUCCGAUAUGAAGCUUGCUGCCAGACAUGAAGCUCUUCCUCAACUUAGUGACGUUUCUACAGGCAAUCAGACUCAGUUAGUUAUCGAGGCGCCUAUGAAAGGUGCGUGGUACAUAGGUGUGACGGGUGACAAUUCUACAGGCGGUUCAAACUCGUGUUUUUCUCUACUCUGGAGAAUCCAGGAUUGUGUGGCCGGAUACGGUGGAGCUGGAUGCAAUUCGCCAUCCAUCCCGCUUGAGAGAGUUGUUUCAAGGGCGAGCGAGUCACCUUUCGAUUCAAGCUUUUUACCAGCGACGAAGACUAGCACCAAGUCUGGCUGGUUUUCUUGGAAGUUAUUAAACGCGCAGGCUGUAAAUACUACGUUGAGGUGGUUAUAUCUGAAUCUGGAAGUUCCAAAUGGUGCAGCUGGAUCAGUUUUGUCUUUCGAGGUUCACUUUCCCGAGGCAAGUUUGAUAGAGGCCUAUGCUCGGUUUAAAGGAUAUCCCACGCUUGAAAGCUGGGACUUUCGCCACACAUCCAAGAACAACAAAUCUCUCUCCUUCGACGUCACGUACCCCGCGGAAGGAUUGUGGUCUAUCGGUGUGAGACAUUCUCUAGCUGUUGAAGCGGCUCUCAAGUUCCGGGUGCAUCUACAUGGCUGCGUGGAUUCUUGCUCGCACCAUGGAUCUUGCACCACAAGAUACGAAGCCAGUCGCUUGAGUUUUUACAGCUUCUGCAACUGCGACCGGACACACGGUGGGAUUGAUUGCUCGGAGAAACUCUUGAGUCUUUCAGCGAGAUCCUUGCAGAUUGCUGCUCUAGUCGGCUCGAAUGCAGCAGCUGCUUUUCCAAGCUUCUGGGCUCUUCGUCAAAAGGCUAUGUCCGAGUGGCUCAUAUACACGGCCAGCGGCAUCUCUAGUGCAAUCUAUCACUCUUGUGACGCUGGUGGCUGGUGUGCUCUGUCCUACGACACAUUGCAGUUCCUGGAUUUCUGGCUCUCUUUCCUGGCCGUGAUCUUUACGUGCUUGUAUCUGGCGGAAGUUCUUGGCCUUACCAAACCAACGCUUCAUGUAGCUGCGGCGGUCAUCACCGCCAUCAUUGCCAAGAACAAAGAUCGGACAAGUGUCAGGAGCGCACUCCUUGUGAUUGGAAUUGGCGCGGCGGUGCUUCUGCUCGGGCUGUUGUGGGAGCUGUGGGGGCAAAACAGGCUGCGUCGAUGCGAGCCCUUUCGGUUGCAGUUGAUAAGGUUGUAUAGCUUGGAGCUCCAAAGGAGCGCGUUCGUGAAGAAGCUCCGGCAAAGGUUUGUCUGGGCGUAUGUUGGAAUCGGAGUUAUGAUCGUAGCAUUCGCGGGAGUAUGCUGGAAACAGGAAACAGCGAGGAACUAUUGGAUUUGGCACAGUCUCUGGCACGUAAGUAUCUACACAGGCGCAUUUUUCUUGCUCUUUUCGGUGAUCCCCGAAGAGAGCACCACACCCGAAGCUGUACCGUCCGAUGAAACGGACACAUUCAUGAAUGGACGCUAGCGAUUUGCUUUUGA